Molecule: messenger RNA, 1353 nt
Organism: Caenorhabditis remanei
Lineage: Eukaryota; Metazoa; Nematoda; Chromadorea; Rhabditida; Rhabditidae
Exons: 7
Coding region: 1-1353 (450 amino acids)
Biological process (GO): coenzyme A biosynthetic process
Cellular component (GO): nucleus; cytosol
Molecular function (GO): pantothenate kinase activity; ATP binding
Source: RefSeq, a predicted model, not a curated record
AUGGGCCACACAUCUGUCUCAUCGAGGCGAAUUUCGCCACGUGGCAGUCCGCCAAACUUGCGGAGAACACCACCAAAGAUUCGAAAGAUUCUGGUGAUCAAGGAAAAGAGAGCCGCUGAAACAGAAGAUCCAGUGAUGGAUGAGCUAUUGUUGGCAUCGAAAUUAAAACGAGUCGACUCGGCGACAGGAUGUGUCUCUCCACGUGCGCCUUCUACCGACAUCGCUCCCACCGUCCCACCAACCUCAACCACCACUGCCACAGUCCCCCGUCCAACCCAGAAAGCACCAAAAACUCCAUACGUCAUUCUGCCAGCUUGUGAUACUUUCGAAAAGUUCCGGAAGACUAGCCGAGUGUCGGUAGAUAUCGGAGGGACACUGAUUAAAGUUGUCUACUCGUCAGUGAUGGAUGACGAGUUACCAGAGGAAAAGAAUGGACAGAAGCGGAAGUAUGCCUAUGAAGAUGGCAAGAGAGUGCUUGUCAACUUCAAGAAGUUCACCGAUUUGGACAGGCUAAUCAACUUUUUGAGAGAGGUAUGGACAGACCGUAAAGCCGGAGAUGUCAUCCAUUGCACUGGCGGGGGAUCAUACAAAUAUUCUGAAAUUAUAAUGAAAGAAUUGGGUGUUCGCCUACAAAGAACCGACGAAAUGCGCUCAUUGAUCUAUGGAGUAAACUUCCUUUUGAGCACAAAUGUCGACGAGAGUUUCACUUAUCAUCAUGACGCUAUUGGACUCAAUAAAUUCCAAUACCGCCCGAUUGCUGCCGACUUGAUCUACCCGUUUCUUCUUGUCAAUAUCGGAACUGGUAUCAGUAUUCUGAAAGUGGAUUCGCCAACGAGUUAUGAAAGAGUUGGUGGAAGUUCGAUGGGUGGUGGAACUUUUAUGGGACUCGGAAGUCUUUUGACACCUGCACAAAAUUUCGAUGAACUUCUCGAAAUGGCGAACAAAGGAGACCAUCGAAAUGUGGAUAAGUUGGUCAGUGACAUAUACGGUGGAUCGUAUGAUGAACUCAAACUGAAAGCUGAUCUCAUCGCUGGAUCAAUGGCAAAAUGUAAUAGGUUCGGAGAGACGCCAAAGAAACAAGUGCAUAAGCCAGAAGACAUUGCAAAGUCACUUCUUCUGAUGGUCAGCAAUAAUAUUGGACAGAUGGCAUAUUUAUACGGUACCCGAUACAAUUUGAAGAGGAUAUACUUUGGAGGAUACUUCAUUCGACAAGAUCCCAUCACCAUGAGAACUCUCUCGUUUGCUAUAAAUUAUUGGAGCAGGGGAGAAAUCGAAGCAUUGUAUUUGAAACACGAAGGAUAUCUGGGUGCGAUGGGAUCAUUCUUAGACGAAGAAGGCAAAUUGGAUGAUUAA